GAAACGUUGCGCGUGUGAGGCGCGUUCGUGAGUGAUUGACAGAAGAUGACACGCGGACCUUUGAGCGCAGCGGUGCCCGCGGGCAAAGCCAAACUCACCCAUCCUGGAAAAGCCAUCCUGGCAGGUGGUAUCGCGGGUGGCAUUGAAAUCUGCAUCACUUUUCCUACAGAGUACGUGAAGACUCAACUACAGUUAGAUGAGAAAGCCAACCCUCCCCGCUACAGAGGCAUCAUGGACUGUGUAUCACAGACUGUUCGUCAUCACGGAGGGAAGGGUUUAUACAGAGGCCUCAGCUCAUUACUGUAUGGUUCCAUCCCUAAAUCUGCUGUCAGGUUCGGUGUGUUUGAAAUAUUGAGUAAUCGGAUGAAAGACGAGUCGGGGAAACUGGACAGCACUCGUGGGUUAGUAUGCGGUUUAGGCGCAGGCGUCAUGGAGGCGGUCCUGAUCGUCUGUCCCAUGGAGACAGUAAAGGUGAAAUUCAUCCAUGAUCAAUCCUCACCCAAUCCCAAAUAUCGAGGCUUUUUUCAUGGAGUGCAAGAGAUCGUCAGAACUCAAGGAAUCAGAGGGACGUAUCAAGGCCUCACAGCGACUGUCCUUAAACAAGGAUCCAAUCAGGCGAUCCGAUUCUAUGUCAUGACCUCUCUCAGAAACUGGUACAAAGGUGAUAACCCCAACAAGUCCAUCAACCCCAUCGUGACAGGUGCGUUCGGUGCGAUCGCUGGGGCGGCUAGUGUGUUUGGAAACACGCCUCUGGACGUCAUCAAGACCAGAAUGCAGGGUUUGGAAGCGCACAAAUAUAAAAGCACGAUGGACUGCGCCGUGAAGAUCAUGAAACAUGAAGGCCCAGCUGCGUUCUACAAGGGCACGGUUCCUCGUCUGGGCAGAGUGUGUUUAGACGUGGCCAUCGUCUUUAUCAUCUAUGAGGAAGUCGUGAAGGUCCUGAACAAAGUCUGGAAAACACAGUGAAAAAUAAAGACCUGAGAGGAAAGAGGAGGAGGUCACAUGAGACGCGAUCACUGUAACAAUAAUAGAACUGUACACAGGCCUCAGUCAGCUGUUUACUGUCAUUCAGUUGAGUUUUAUUCCACUUUCACCUUCAGCAUCUCUUCUUAUUAGACUUGCAUUGAAAUAUGCACAUAAUAAUAAACUAUUUUCAUUUUGUAUGUCUUACAGAGGCCUAUCAGUAGCUGUAAAAAUAGACAUGAUUUAAGCGUGCCAAAUUUAACACACCUGUUAUUACUACAUACUCAAAACCCAGAGUUUUUUAAAGGGACAGUUCACCCAAAAAUGCUAAUUCAGUCAUUGUUUACUCACCCCUGUGUUGAUGUAACUCUAUAUGAGAAAU
Messenger RNA from Xyrauchen texanus (razorback sucker), 1345 nucleotides. Its product is annotated as tricarboxylate transport protein B, mitochondrial-like. Gene Ontology annotation, biological process: mitochondrial citrate transmembrane transport. The record is from RefSeq and is a predicted model, not a curated record. The transcript has 9 exons. The coding region runs from base 46 to 966 and encodes 306 amino acids. Lineage: Eukaryota; Metazoa; Chordata; Actinopteri; Cypriniformes; Catostomidae.